Molecule: messenger RNA, 321 nt
Organism: Coffea arabica (coffee)
Lineage: Eukaryota; Viridiplantae; Streptophyta; Magnoliopsida; Gentianales; Rubiaceae
Source: RefSeq, a predicted model, not a curated record
AUGCCCCAGGAACCUGAACCAAAUGCUCCUGCUGCUGCUCGAAAUGCUUACAAGAAGCAUAAGGAUGACAAUAGGGAAGUUUCAUGUAUCAUGGUAGCCUCCAUGAUUCCUCAGCUUCAGCAGCAGCACAUGAAAUGGGGGCAUAUGAUAUUGUGCAAGAUGGCAGAGGGAGCACCUGUUGCUCCACACGUCUUAAAAAUAAUUGGGCUAAUUGAAAAAUUGGCCGAAUUAGGCUUUAAGAUGGACCAGGAGCUGAAUGUUGAUUUAGUGCUCCAAUCUCUGCCAGAUUCUUUCUCACAGUUUGUUAUGAACUUCAGAUGA